AUGGAAUCAGAAGUGGCCUCCACAAAUGUUUCAAAAGACAGUGGAGUUGAAUCGAACAGUCACGAAACUCUUCUGAGCGAUGCAAAAAAUCAUUUGGAAAAUUCUCAACACAAUGAUUCAUCAUCCUUUGAAACGGACUCGACAAACAAAUCUGGUGCCUCACCCAAAUUACUGCACAGUGAGGAAAAUAAAAGUGUUAAAAAUCUAUCCAACGGAAGUGAUGAAGCAACGACUCCAGGCGAUAGCAUGUAUUUCUAUGAGGAUGAAGUGUUUCGCAUCGACAAGAAAGGGCGUGUUAAAUUUGGUGUAAUUAUGGAAACGCCAGCCGAUCAAGAUGAAGAAUUCGAAGAGUUAUUAUCGAAGGGCGAGGUUCGUGUAGUAUGGUGUCCUGGUGAAAAUGCUGAAGUGUGUUCUGAAAGCGAGAUUGGUUUAGCUGAUCGUACAUUAAUGCCUGGUGAUGUUGUUCGACGUCUGGUACGUGGUAAAGAAACACAGCGAGGCUAUUGUCGUGAUAUUGAUAUGAGAGCUGAUGUUCGAGUACUGGGUACUAAAUAUGUUAUCAAGAAUGUAAAUGCUGAACGCUUAAGAGCACUCUGCCCCUGGGAAAGGGAUAGUGCUGUAUAUCUCAAUUCAUGGGUAGGCAGUAUAAAAGAUGUGGAGAAAAAGGCCAUUCUAAGAGCAAUGAACGGAUGCCGCAUAGAAAUAUCAUCGAAACAUUUCUAUUUAUUUGAAGAUAUGUUUAAAGAUGAAAACUCAUUUUAUCCUGGUUGUACCAUUGUGGGAUAUAUGCCACCCCUUAAUGAAAUUAAAGUACUAACACCUGAUAUACCUUUGAGUAAAAGCAAAAAACGAAAACUACAUUCAAGAAAGUUCACCAUUGAAAGUGUUUACACCGAAUCAGUUUGGGUUCAUUGGCAUUGUAAAGCCUUGUCCGAUGAAACAAGUCUACAGGCUAUAACUCUACAGCCUCACCCGUGUGUUUCCGGUGAAGAUCUUAAAAAGUUAAAACGUUUAAAUCUCUUCGAAUCGUGUAUGCUACAGAUUGACAAUGAUAGUUAUUUAACAUUUUCAUCUUGUGAUACAGUAAUGAAAAAAUCCGACUGGGAAAAAGAGAUGUCAGCAAAAUAUAAAAUAAUAUUUGAAAAACAAAAAGAAGAACACCAAUCGAUGCUACUGAAUCCACCCACACUUAGUGGUCCAGGUGCCGGUGUUUCUGGUGGUACUUUGCAUCAUUACGAAAAAUUGAAAAAGAAGCAUAGCAUUGGUUUGGAUGAGAAAUCAUCAAAUAAACUGAAGCGUGGUCUAUUCAAGGGUGGCGGUAGUGACAAAUUCGGCAGCAAUCAUAACAAAGAUUCACCUAGUAACCGAAAACAAUCUACACCAUCAUCGCCUACAGAGAAAAAGGAUGACAGUGAAUGGUUAUCUGUUGAAGAAGACGACGAUGAUGAGGAAGAUGAUUUUGAUACAGAAGAAAGUCUUAAACUCCAUAAUGCCAAUGAUGAUGCUGUUAGUACAACCACCACAAUGUCAACAGGUUCAAGUCCAUCGCGAACCAGUCCCAUUCGUUUAAGCAAACGUCAAUUGAAGAAAGGGAAGUCGAGGAAGAAUUUUACCAAACCAUUUCUGAAUGAACCUAAAAAGGAUUUUGCACCUAAAGAAGGUGAUGAACUUGUAACCGGGUCUUUGUUAGUCUAUAGUACAGCAACGGUUGUGUGGCAGGAUGGUACGGUAGAAUGUGAUAUACCAUCAACCGAAUUGUAUCCCAUUCAUCAUGUAGAUAAUCAGGAAUUCUUUCCCGGAGAUUUUGUUAUAUCAGGAAUUGAAGAUGACGAAGCUAACUAUCGAGACUAUGGCGUAAUUCAAACAGUCGAUCAUGAAGGCAGAAUUGCUCAUGUUAAAUGGUUUACGACAUACACUUCUGCCGAUGAACCAAGGCCAGCCUAUAAAGGUGAAUCAGAGGUUAGUGUUUACGACUUAAAAGAUCAUCCAGAUUUCCAAUAUCGUCCCGGUACUAUGGUCAUUCGAGUGGCUAAUUUUGUGGGCGAUGAUGCCAAAUGUACAGCUGGACAAAUCAUAGAUAAUCACAUUGAUGGUCGUGUUAAAGUAUGGUGGGUUCAUGGCCACAUUAGCAUGUGCUGGCCCCAAGACCUUUUCGAAGUUGGUCAAUAUGACAACGGUGACUGGGGUCAGGAUUCGGAAGACUCUUGGGAAACUGAGUCGGAAAAUAGUGAAUUUGGUGGUGGUGGCGGUAGCAGCAGCUUAAAAUUGUCCAUGUCGCAAUCUCAUGUAUUGUCAAAUAUUGAAAAGGCCCGGGUGGCGGUAGCUCGCUUAGAAGAAAUCUUCAAUAUAAGCCCAAAUUUGCAAAAUCCAGAGGUUAUGCGUAAGCUUUUGGAUGUUUAUAAAGGUUGUCGCUAUCUAGAUCGUCUAUUAAAUACCAAUUUUUUCCAUGAGGACAAUUUUAUGGGUUUAAUUGAACGUGUUCGCCGUGGUGGCAAUCAAACCAUCUGCGAUCGUGUCCAUGAUCAAAAGAAUCGCUUAUUUAACGAUGGUGGAGGACCAACUGCAGCCAGCACAAGUCCUAGCCCAAAUCAAUCUCAUCCACAACAACAUUACCAAUACUACAGUGCCAUUGUGGCUGUGAAUAGCGGCCAAAAGCCUUCUAUACAAUCAACGCAACAUAUGCAAUCGUUUCCAGGUCCACCAUCUAAGGAAUAUGCACCGAAAGUUCUCUUCAACCUUUCUUCCACGCCUUUCAAAUGUUCCAGCGGCAGUCAUGUGGCGAAUUCACCAAGCCAAUUAGGUAACGCAUCCAAUAAUACAAGGCGACGUUACUCGUCAACACCUGCCACCCAUCAGUCUUCUCCACCGAGAAGACGCGAAAAUGUGCCAACAGAGUAUCAAAAAUCAGAGCCUGGCUGUGAUCUGAAUGUUGUAGAAACUCCGAAUUCGACUGUGGCUAAUAUGCCACAAAUUGAAAUAUCACCCAACAAAACUAAGCUUUAUAAUGCUGAGAAACAUCAACUGCUCAACUCAGCCAUGCUUAAUAUUGAAAAGGCCUUUGAAAAAACAAGUCAAUUGAAAACGUUUAUAGAUGGCAGUGGUGAUGAUUCCGGUAAUUAUUCUCGCAACGAAAACUGUGAUGGCAGCUCAACAAGCUGUACUAGUUCCUCCGAUCUUACAAAUAUCGAUACCAAUAAUUCAAUAACCAAAGUAAACGAUAAUCAAAAAUCUGUAUCAUGUAGUAGCAUAGAAUUGCCCGAGGAUGGUCCACCCGAAUUCGUUUGCGUUCGCCUCUGUUCACUGCUCAAGGAACAAUUGGUGAAAUGUUUAGAUGAGAUUCGGGAAAAAUACUACAAAGAUGAUCAAUUGAAUUUGAGUGAUAUUUUCGAUGUUUACGACGAAACAUUGGAAACAGUUGUAGACUUUGAAAGUACUCAGGAUGAUGAAAAUGUUGAAAACGAUAAAAAUACCAAAGAUUGUGUAAAGCAAGAUGAUGCAGCAGCAGCAGCAGUUGUGGAAGUACCAACGCCCGAAGCCAAAGAUGGUAAUACCAAUAAAACAAUUGUGACAUCAUCACCCACUGUAAAUGAUGAUGGCAGUAAUCAAACGACAAUUGAAGCUGGUCUUCAUGUUUUGAAUUCGAGUACCGAAUGUUUCCAACUAUUACCCACUGCGCCAAAAUCCCAUAAAUUCCAUUUAACUAUAAUUCAUCCAAGUAAUACGCAACAAUAUUAUAAGGCUGUGCAAAAGGAACAUCGUAUGCUGAAGAGUUCAUUACCGCCGGGAGUGUGGGUGAGAGUUUUUGAAGACCGUAUGGAUUUGCUAAGUGUUAUGAUUGAAGGACCCAAAAAUACUCCAUACGAAGAUGGCUUGUUCUUUUUCGAUAUACAAUUGGGCCGUGACUAUCCAAAACUUCCACCACGCUGUCAUUACAUUAGCUAUUGCUCGGAUCGUUUGAAUCCAAAUCUCUAUGAGGAUGGCAAAGUUUGUGUAUCACUGCUGGGAACAUGGACCGGCAAGGAUAGUGAAAUGUGGGGUCCCAAGAGUACAUUGCUGCAAGUGAUUGUGUCCAUACAGGGUCUUAUACUGGUGCCUGAGCCAUAUUUCAACGAAGCUGGUUAUGAUAAACAAAAAGAUACCCAACAAGGCCGUGAAAAUUCACGAAUGUACAAUGAAAUGGUCAUGAUUAAAAUGGUACAAGCAACCACAAAGCUAAUACAAAAUCCCCUAGAAAUAUUUCGCAAUGAAAUUCUAAUCCAUUACAAAAAUAAUGGCAUGCAGAUGUAUGAACGUAUCAAGGGUUGGAUUGAAUUAUCAAAAGAAAGUAGCAAAAAUUCAAAGGAAGGCGAUAAUAAAACAAAUGAUGGUAUAUAUAAUUGAAUUAUGUGUUAGUAUUGUUAGUAUAAUGUAUGUAUUAUUUCUCUUCUAGUUAACCCUACAAAACCGACAUCUGCCUAUUGUAUGCCUGAGUUCCCUUUGGUACCAGCUAGUCGUGGAUUUUGUUUAACAUUGGCCGGCUUGCUUGAAAACUUUAAAAAGAAAUUGGCUUCACACAUUGAUAAUGCCAUUAUUGUAGAAUCUCCAAACGAAUAG
This is a messenger RNA of Musca vetustissima, 4593 nucleotides long. Its product is annotated as (E3-independent) E2 ubiquitin-conjugating enzyme UBE2O. The transcript has 11 exons. The record is from RefSeq and is a predicted model, not a curated record. NCBI's taxonomy places the organism in Eukaryota, Metazoa, Arthropoda, Insecta, Diptera, Muscidae.